AUGGCAACAGUGCCGCCGGCCACGGGCAAGCGCAAGCGCAAGCGCAUGAGCAAACCACUGGCAACGCCGACGUCGGCCGCGUCCUCCACCAUCGACGCGCAGCUCCAGACGCUCGAGAACUGGCACAGGGCUCUGACCAUCGACCUGCGCGAGCUGCGGCGCGAGGGCUCUCGCGUUCGCGCAGACGUCACAAAAGUCCACGACACAGUCCACGCAGCGGUCGAAGAGACCGCGCGCUGUGCGGCACAGACGCAACAAGCAGUCACGACCAGCAGCCAGACGAAAGACGAGACACAGCAGCAGCUCCGGGCCGCCGACACGCGAUGGAACGCGGCGUUGGGUCACCUGAGCGCUCGCGUGACGGCGAUCGAGACAGAGCUGCGCCGGUUGACGGGCACGAGCAUUACGGAGGAGUUUCUGUUGACGCAGCUGACGGAGCUCCAAGAGCACUAUGAGGACGAACUGGCUCAGGUGCGUGAGGGUCGCGACGCGGCCGUGGCGACGCAGCAGCAGCAGCUGACAAAGAUGGAGACAGUGAUGGUCAAAGUGCAAGACGAGACGACGCACGAGUUUCGGUUGCUGGCGAAAAUGGUGCAGUCGUUGAAGGACCAAAUCGAUGGUGGGAUAAUGUUGCAGAGAGCAAUGCCAGAGGAAGUCGUGUCGUGGCAAGCGAUGCAGCAGCUGCAGCAGCAAGUGGAGAAGAUGGAGAGCGAGAAGCGGAAGGAAGCGCACCGCACUAAAGCAGAGCUGCAAGCGCUGACGAACAGAGUGGUCGAGAUGGAGAAGCAAAGUGUUGCUGCGCAUGGAGCGUCGGCUCGUCUUGCGGUGGAUGAAACGGAGAAGCAGGCAGGUAUGGUCGCAGUAGGAUGGGCAGCGCCGGACUCUGGCAACCCAUCUCAUGGGUCACAAAGCGUUGUGCGUCAAGAAGAUUUGGUCGGGAUUCAGAAUGAAUUACGACGGAUCGACCAAGACUUUCAUGCGGUUGGUGUCGAUAUUGCGUCGCUUGCAAAGCAGAUCUCUGCUCGUGAGAGCCAUCAGAAGCAGUUUGCUGAAACGAGAUUGCAAGAACUCAGCUCGCAGCUGUUUGAUGCGCUCAGUCAUGAUUCACGGCUGCAUGCUGCUGAGAUUACGCGUCUAAAAGACGCCGUGUUUGACGUGCAGAGCAGGCACCAUGAAUUUGAUCAGGGGAUGCGGCGACUGCAAGAUGCCGUCGAACACGCAAUCGCUGCUCGACAAGACCGCGACAAAGACUUGGACUGGCACUACUACGGAAGAACUCCACCCCCCGUACCGCUGACAUCGCAGCCAUCGCGACCGCCAUCAGUAACAUCUCGUGAUUAUCGAGACAGACCGCCCUCACGUUAUGAUCCACCGCAAGAGUCUCCUCCACAUGAUCGGAUCACAUGGGCGCCCUCUCGUCAUGAUCCACCGCCUGGGUCUCCGCCACAUGACCGUAUCACAUGGGCGCCCUCACGACAUGACCUACCGCGUGAGUCUCCGCCGCAUAAUCGUAUCGCAUGGGCGCCAAAAAGAAGACAUCGUAGUCGAAGCCGAAGUCCACGUCGUCGGAGUCGGAGCCGGAGCCCGCACAAUCGUUCAUCUUGGGGUGAACCUGGCUACCGGUCAUGUGAUAGUGAUCAUGGAUCGGCGACAUUUGGCCAAAAUGCUCACAGGGAUGAUCGCUUUCGCUACAGCAGUCCACGAAGCAACCCGCAAAGUGAUGAAGAAGUAGAUGUUGCCAUGAAUGCGGACUCGUCGCUAGCAAAUUCUCCGCAAGCUACUUACCGGGAGACCAGACGAGACGCAAUCGAGCAGAGUCAAGAAAACCAAACGACCCGAUUAUUUCGCCGCAAAGGACGGUCUCGCAGGACACAAGAGGUCAUCGUUAUCGAAGAUGACGACGACGAUGACCAUCACGGCGUCCAUGUGGCCGACGAACGAGAGUCGACGACAUCGCGAAGAGGGGCACCUCUUGAUGUUGUGUUGGAUGAGGAAGAAGAAGCGCUGCAGCCUACAGACAUUUUCAUGACGACACCAGCCGUUGAUGUUGCUGUGGCGGCAACGCCGAGCAGUACGAGUAAUGACCGCGUCGAAGCGACCGACCUGUUGCAGCAAGAAGAAGAUCUACAGAUGGGAUUUUUGCUGUACUUUUGCUUGGGUGGCGCUCCCGAUCUCAAUGUCCAGUGGACUACCAGUUUUACGCAGUUGAAGUCCGAUGAGUGUGCAGGACUGCCUCAAGUGCUUCGUUUUCAGCGCCGAUACGUUUUUCUGCAAAGCUUUCCAGUGUGCUUGACGCAGUGCAUUCUCCAAGCUGUGAUUCUUAACAGACAGAAUGUGCCAGAGCAGACCAGUUCGAAGGCUUCCCAAAUAACAUGCGCAUUCAAUGCGUGUAGCAUACGCGCCAAGUAUGAUGAUAUGAUCAGACAGAAGCACCUUUCGUGGGCCAAAUGCGUGAUCAAACACUUGAUGGAACGAGCUCGUGGAACAAGCGAAUUGGCUAUCGAGGAGCUAGAGCUGUCUGUGAAUCCUGCGGCUGUGUCCGACGCUGUAGACAAGGACGACGUCAUCACCGAGUGGAGUCGCCGUCAAGAACUCGCGAUGUAUGCUCUGGCCCGAAAGCUUCGGUGCAGAUCGUUCCUACCAGCGAUGAAGGGCAAUGUGGACACGUCUCCAUCGGUGUACCUCUUUGCACUCAUGUUUGAUGUACUGACGGCGACGAGUGAAUGUCCUCAGUCCGGCACCUUUCGAUUGAAUGGCUUCGGAAGUAAAUUAAUGGCGCACCUCUGGGAUCACACGCUGAAGAAGCUGCCGUACGUGCUUUUUGCUGACUGGUCGUGGCUCGAUGACCAGUCGACGAAGAUGAAGAUGCCGGUAUUGGCUUUCUGUCACGUACUGGCAAGCAUUUUGCUGUGGAACAGUGCAAUUGAUGGCCACAGUCUGACAAAUCCGAACAUCUACGCAGCUGCAGUGACACACCUGCUUUCAAAAGUAUGUAUGAGAGGCCAACCCGUGGACAGGUCUGUUGUCGAUUCCGGCCUUCUCCAACUUGCCGAGUGGGAAUCCACCCACAUUGAGCUGCACAAUCUUGACAGUAAGUUUGCGUCAAUGCUUGGAUUGGACGGCUUCUUUGAAGUGACAGAAGCCAUCGACAACAACAACAAGUAA
Molecule: messenger RNA, 3165 nt
Organism: Hyaloperonospora brassicae
Lineage: Eukaryota; Oomycota; Peronosporomycetes; Peronosporales; Peronosporaceae
Source: the annotation of a GenBank genome assembly